Molecule: messenger RNA, 732 nt
Organism: Mycena indigotica
Lineage: Eukaryota; Fungi; Basidiomycota; Agaricomycetes; Agaricales; Mycenaceae
Exons: 7
Coding region: 1-732 (243 amino acids)
Source: RefSeq, a predicted model, not a curated record
AUGUCGGUUCCGGGUACUCACCGCCAUGGCAAUGCGUCCAUAGACUCGACGGCUUCCACUCUGAGCGUCCCCGCGCGAAAAUGGGUCCGUCGCGAUGUCUCACAGACGGUGCGAGCCAUAGUGCCUGUGGCUCCAGUCCCGACAUAUCCCAUUGGUGCGGGCUGGGGUGGUGGUGGCCAUACUACGUCGAAGAGCCUCAAAAACCCUCACGCCAUACCGAGUACUAUGAUGCUUGAGCGGUCAAGCUCAAGGGAUAGUAUACGUUCGCAGAGCAGUGACAUCAAGAGUCCGAGUCGGCGAUCCUCCACUUCUUCAUCCAUCACUUGUGUUGGCUCAGACAACGGCUCCAUUCGAAGUGUCUCAUCCCGCGACAGCCGCGCGUCGUCGAUAACCCUGGUCGAGCCGUCUCCCACCAUUCCGCAAUCGCCUCGUUCGUCCUUCAAGCCAGACAGCAUAAAGCAUGCGUCGAUGAUGAGCACCUCCCCACCUCCAUCGCCGGGACCAUACGGUUUCGGACCGGCCUCUAUCAAACGCACUUCCUCUCACAGUAUGAGUCCACGAACAGCCGAGUUCCCUAUGGUUCUCAACAACCCUCCGAGAUCACCGAUCCCUCAUUCCCCACACUCUCCUAGUCCAUUCGGACGCCUGCCUCAGUCGCCUAUCAGCCCCUACGACAGCCCCCGUAGCAUGUCAGCUUAUACUGCUACCCACCAACACCGCAAAUCUCGCUAG